Molecule: messenger RNA, 876 nt
Organism: Thamnophis elegans (Western terrestrial garter snake)
Lineage: Eukaryota; Metazoa; Chordata; Lepidosauria; Squamata; Natricidae
Product: acetylserotonin O-methyltransferase-like
Exons: 6
Coding region: 1-876 (291 amino acids)
Biological process (GO): melatonin biosynthetic process; methylation
Molecular function (GO): acetylserotonin O-methyltransferase activity
Source: RefSeq, a predicted model, not a curated record
AUGUUUUCAGUUUCUCCUGGUGAACUCGCUAUUCUUGCCUUUUCUGAGGCCCAAGAGAACACUUUUUCAGACAUAGGUGUCCUUAAUGGCAGAAGGAAAAAUGGCAGAAAUGGCUAUAUUAAAGAGAAAAAAGAUCUUUAUGGAAACACAGACUUUACCAAUCUCUACCUGGUCAAAUCAAGCCCAAAGUCUCAGUAUCAAUCCAUAACAUUCCAAUCUGAAGUUGUGUAUCCAUCAAUGCAAUAUUUGUCUGAUGCUGUAAGAAAUGUUUAUUUUAAUUCUAGAUCAAAGGAAGAGUUACAAACCUUCUCCAAUUUCAUGAAGGAAAUCUGGCCUGUGGUAGGAAGAGAAGUGCUUUCUGCCUUUGACCUGUCCCAGUUCCCACUCAUUUGCGAUCUGGGUGGAAACACUGAUGGUUUAGCUAAGGAAUUGACUUCAUUCUACCCAAAAUGUGAUGUGACCAUUUUUGACCUCCCUGAAGUAGUGGAAGCCUCCAAGAACCAUGGUUUGCCUUCGGAAGAGACCAGGAUCACUUUCCAUGCAGGUGAUUUUUUUAAAGAUCCCAUUCCUGAAGCGGACCUCUACAUUUUGGCCAGGAUUCUGCAUAACUGGUCGGACGAGAAAUGUUUGCAGCUGUUAUCCAAAGUUUACCAGGCCUGCAAACCUGGUGGUGGUGUCUUAAUAGUGGAAAUGCUUCUUGAUGAAGAUAGAAGAGGGCCUUUAGCAACCCACUACUACUCGAUAUUAAUGUUGCUCUACACUGAAGGGAGAGAAUGGUCAGCAUCCGAGUUUAAUGUGCUCCUCUGCAAAGCUGGUUUCCAAACAGUUGAGUUAAAGAAAGGAAGCCUCUUUCAUAGUAUUCUAGGAAGAAAAUAA